Molecule: messenger RNA, 3145 nt
Organism: Amphibalanus amphitrite
Lineage: Eukaryota; Metazoa; Arthropoda; Thecostraca; Balanomorpha; Balanidae
Product: EH domain-containing protein 3-like
Exons: 6
Coding region: 607-2244 (545 amino acids)
Biological process (GO): endocytosis; endosomal transport
Cellular component (GO): cytoplasm; plasma membrane
Molecular function (GO): protein binding; GTP binding; calcium ion binding
Source: RefSeq, a predicted model, not a curated record
AAACAGCUCCUGCGGUUAUUGGUUGUGUACGUCGGAAAGCGAUAGGUUUAGGAAGAAUUAGGAAAAGCAAAAGAGUAGGAAAAGCAUGAAUUGCAAGAUUUUCAACAGCUAGGCACUGCUUUUUAUAUGACAUAAAACUAAUUUAAUAAUACAUUUAGCCGUAUGCAAGAGCAGUCUUUUACAACAGUUUCCGUACACAUAUAAUUUGGCAGCGGUUUAUGCGCAACUUUUUGAUGCGCUGUCUGAGGCGUUUGCGACAUUUGUGGCGCAUGCAAUCGCGAUUGACGAGUCGGCGGAGAGAGUGGGAGCGGCUGCGUGCGAUUUUCCCGAUUUCCAUCCAUCUCCUAGAUUCGAUUAGUUUAAUUUUUCAUUCAUUAAUUUAAAUAUUGGGCGACUUAGUGUAUGACUAAGAAAUUGCACGAUACACGAGAGCUCGAAGUGGGACCGGACAUAAGUCAUCGACGUCUCUGAGGACCAAGGGGGUGUUUCCAGAAGGAAUGUGACUCAUGUCCAGCUGAAAAAAGAACGUGACUGAAGUCUGUGUGGAAUUUGUGAGGUAUUGGUUCCAGAGUUAAGUUUUAGUCUGUAGUUCUAGAAACAAUCAAAAUGUUUAGUUGGCUUGAUGGACAUGAAGAGAAGAAGAAGCAUGUUGAAGUCUAUGAAACUGUGUUUGAAGGUCUGAAAAAGAUCUACAAACAAAAAGUGUUGCCUCUUGAAGAAGCAUAUCAGUUCCAUGACUUCCACUCUCCAAAGCUGGAUGACCCAGAUUUUGAUGCCAAGCCCAUCAUCAUGCUGGUUGGUCAGUACUCCACUGGAAAGACAACAUUCAUCAGGUAUCUGCUCGAGAGAGACUUCCCUGGCAUCAGAAUUGGACCUGAGCCAACCACUGAUGGGUUCAUUGCAGUCAUGCAUGGAGACCAUGAUGGCAUCAUCCCAGGAAAUGCAUUGGUGGUGGAUCCCAAAAAGCCAUUCAGGCCACUGUCAAAGUUUGGAAAUGCCUUCCUGAACAGGCUGCAAUGCUCCACUGUGAACUCAACUGUUCUCAGGUCCCUGACAAUCAUUGACACACCUGGCAUCCUCUCGGGUGAGAAGCAGAGGGUGGACAGAGGCUAUGACUUUGCCGGAGUGCUGGAGUGGUUUGCCGAGAGGGUGGACAGGAUCAUCCUGCUGUUUGAUGCUCACAAACUGGACAUCUCAGACGAGUUCAGGAGGUCCAUUGGUGCCCUGAAGGGACAUGACGACAAGAUCAGGAUAGUGCUGAACAAGGCAGACAUGGUGGACCACCAGCAGCUGAUGAGGGUGUACGGAGCCCUGAUGUGGUCUCUUGGGAAGGUGAUCGCCACCCCUGAGGUCUCCAGGGUGUACAUCGGCUCAUUCUGGGACCAGCCUCUGCGCUAUGACUCCAACAGGAAGCUCUUUGAAGCUGAGGCACAAGAUCUGUUCCUGGACCUGCAGUCACUCCCCAGGAAUGCUGCUCUGCGAAAGCUGAAUGAUCUCAUCAAGAGGGCAAGGCUGGCAAAGGUGCACGCCUACAUCAUAGCUGCUCUGAAGAAGGAAAUGCCAUCGAUGUUUGGCAAGGACAGCAAGAAGAAGGAGCUCAUCAAAAACCUGUCAGCCAUCUACGAGAGUGUGCAGCGAGAGCACCAGAUCAGUCCCGGAGACUUCCCAGACAUUGCACGCAUGCAGGAACGUCUUCUUCACGAAGACUUCAGCAAGUUCCAGCCGCUGAAGCCGCGCCUGAUCCAGAACGUGGACAAGAUGCUGGCCGAGGACAUCGCCAGGCUGAUGGCCAUGGUCCCGCUGGAGGAGAAGCAGAACAUGGUCCCCAAAGAGGACGGCAAGCCCAACAGCGGCCACACGGUUUCAGGCGGCGCGUUCGACGGCGUGCGCAGUGCCGACACGCCGUUCGGCUUCAACAAGUGUGAGGGGGCCGACGCCGGCGCCGGCGAGGCCGAGUGGGUGGUGAACCGCGACCGACCCAAGUACGACCCCAUCUUCUUCAGCAUGAACCCCGUGGACAACAAGGUCACCGGAGCAGCGGCCAAGGCGGAGAUGGUCAAGUCGAAGCUGCCCAACACGGUGCUAGGCAAGGUGUGGAAGCUGGCCGACCACGACAAGGACGGCAUGCUGGACGUGGAGGAGUUCGCCCUGGCCAUGCACUUGAUCAACAUCAAGCUGGACGGGCACGACCUGCCGGCCGAGCUGCCCGCCCACCUGGUGCCGCCCAGCCAGCGCGGCUUCUGAGCGAGCGCACACCGCUCAUAGUGGGGCGAGCGAGUGUGAGAGAGUGACGAACGGAGCGGGGAGCGCAGUACUAUCAGCGGUGUACGCUUCAGACCGGCACACCACCACACUAUGGCGGCGUUAUUUUUGUACUCGGCCGCAUUAUCACUCGCGCGGCGCCCGCUCUUCUGCAUGCUUCCUGUAUCCAGUUAUCCAGCGAGUCUGAUGUCUUCUCGAGGCCUUCAGCGGCGGGGCGCGCUCGGCCUGCCGCCGUCCCGUCCCCGUUUGGCGUCCCAGGCGCGCGGCCCGCCGCCGUCCCGUCCCCGUUUGGCGUCCCAGGCGCGCGGCCCGCCAACAGGCGGCGCCGCCGACCAACAAAUUAGUGCUUGUUCUGUCAGCGAGGGCGUCGCGGCGACCCUUCUGUUGCUUGACGGUGCCUUUGGCCGGUCUGUUUGUGUUUCUUCAGACGGCCGUGCGAGGCGAGCUCGCCUGCCGCGUGCGAGUGUGUACCCGUAGUGUCGCUCGUGUGUUGCCGUUGGUAGUUUGUGGCUAGGCCCGAUUGGUCACAGCGCACAGUCAGCUGGGUAUGAUCGUACCCGGAGCGGUUUCGACCCCUCGGACGAAAUCGUACGUGUCGCAGAAAUUAGCCGUGACGUCUAUAACGAUAUUGAACGAAUCCACGUACCGCCGCGGCGCAGUUAUUGGUUAUUGUUACUGGGCCACGGAGCUCUGAGCCCGCCUCGACCCACAGAGUAUUCCAGAUCGGUAGUUAUUUAUUUACGGUGUGCGCGGAGUCAUUGUAACGCGUUCGGUCCGUCCGCCGACCGCACACAGAUUAAAACCACAUAGUCACACGGGCGCGGCUAUCUAGGCUUAGGCAGGGAAAACGGUGGCGAAUACACCUAUAUUAUAUAUCAGAUGG